UCAGGGUGUAUAUGUUCUGUGCUUUACAUAUGUCAUUUAGAAAACAAGAAAGUUUUGUGAUUUCUGUAAAAUAAUUAAAUAACAAGUAAAUUUGAUAAUUUGUUCUUAUCGAGUAAUCUUUUUAUUAAUCAUACUACUUAGAAUAAUUAGAUAUAAAUACUUUUAUAUACCUAAAUUUGUGUAGAUAAUAAACGUUAACGUUUAACAAGUUGAAAAGUUUGUCUUUCAAAUAGUAGUGAUUUUGUAAAGACCAUAUUAUGGAAUGGACAGUUUGCUAUCUGUGAAACAUCCAAUUGCUUUGUGUUGAGUGUGUGGACUGUCUGUCAGACUGCCAGCAAAGCCAACAGGGACUGUGUGUGAACAAGUGGAUGUGAUAGUUGAGUGCUAGUCACAGGAGUGCUACGCUGCAUGGCAGCGGGCUAGCACUUAUUAAUCCAUGUGAAACAACUAAAUUGUGAACAUGUUGUGGUGCACUAUUAGGAAUUAUUUUCAUAAAUAGGUCGCGGCGGCGGGGUGAUGCGGCCAUGGCUUCGCGGCGCGUGACGCGCAAGUGGGAGGUGUUCGCGGGACGGAACCGCUUCUGGUGCGACGGCCGCCUCAUGACGGCGCCCCACCCUGGCGUGUUCCUGCUCACGCUCGCGCUCAUCUGCGGCACGUGCGCCCUGCACUUCGCCUUCGACUGCCCCUUCCUGGCCGCGCGCGUGUCGCCCGCCGUGCCCGCGGCCGGCGCGGCGCUGUGCGCGCUGACGCUGGCGGCGCUGCUGCGCACGGCGCUGUCCGACCCCGGCAUCAUCCCGCGCGCCGCCGCGGCCGAGGCGGCGGCGCUGGAGGCGGCCGAGGCGG
Messenger RNA from Spodoptera litura, 843 nucleotides. RefSeq names its product Palmitoyltransferase app (gene app). Gene Ontology annotation, biological process: protein targeting to membrane; peptidyl-L-cysteine S-palmitoylation. Gene Ontology annotation, cellular component: endoplasmic reticulum; Golgi apparatus. Gene Ontology annotation, molecular function: protein-cysteine S-palmitoyltransferase activity. The record is from RefSeq and is a predicted model, not a curated record. Lineage: Eukaryota; Metazoa; Arthropoda; Insecta; Lepidoptera; Noctuidae.